UAAAACGCAUAACCACCCCUGUAACAGAGUGGGCUCGUCUUGAGAGGUAUCCGCCCAUAUGUAGAGCUAGAAUAACAUUAACAGUGAACCGUUCUCUUUUGACCUUUGGAUCUUUGGAGAAGGCACGACAACUACACUCUCGGCAAACGACGACUUAAGGAGGGAGUAGAAUAAGAAAUGAAGAGACACGGCAACACCAAAACCGAGGUGAACUUCUCUGAAGCCACGAAAGGGAAGUUGACUUUCCUUCUUGCCUUCUGUGUGGGUAUCGCCGCACUGGGGCCUUUCCAGUACGGAUACACCGUCGGUGUGCUGAAUUUACCUGAACAGGAGCUCAAGAAAUUCUAUAAUGAGUCGUACUUUCACAUGUUUGGAGUCGAACUGGGCAGCGAUCAGUUGACAAUCCUGUGGUCCUCCACCGUGUCCAUCUAUUGCCUGGGUGGACUGGUCGGCUCACUUCUGGUUGGGCCUCUCACCGGGUCAUUUCUUGGAAGAAAAUGGACAAUGGUGUCCAUCAACCUGCUGUCUGUCUCGGGGGCGCUGCUGAUGUGGGGCUCCAAGAUGCAGACGUCAUUUCAGAUGAUCAUCGUGGGGAGGACCAUCAUGGGGGUGCACAAUGGCUGUGCCAUCAUGGUGGUUUCAAUGUACCUGGCCGAGGUGUCACCACCCAACCUGCGCGGGGCUCUGGGAACCACCCAGGGGGUCUUCCUAACCACCGGUAUUCUGGUCUCCCAGAUAUUGGGGCUUCAGCAGAUUCUUGGAAGUGAAGAGAGAUGGCCGUAUCUGCUGGGUUUUUAUGUCAUCCCUGCUGUCCUCCAGUCCUUCUGCAUGAUGUUUCUUCCCGAGAGCCCAAGGUGUCUGCUCAUAGAUAAAGACGACCUAGAAGCUUCCAGGAGAGCCCUUGUGAAGCUGCAGGGAGCACACAUCAACCAAGAUGUCUACAUGCAGGAGAUGAAGACUGAGCACGAGAACGAACUGAAGGAGCCGAAAAUGAGCUUACUAACCCUGGUCAAGUCUCGUUCCCUGCGUCCUCAGCUGUUGAUCUGCGUCGUGGUCUGGCUUGGGCAACAGUUUUGUGGAAGCUAUGCGAUAUUAUACUACUCCACGUCGAUCUUCCUCAGUGCGGGGGUUCCUGAGGAGUAUAGUGACUACGCGACCAUCGGGGUGGGCGGGAUCAACGUGCUGACGACAGUUGUCUUCAUGAUGGUUGUUGACAAGGCAGGGAGGAGGGCCCUUCUUCUGUGGGGUGUCGCCAUCAUGGUUUUCUCACAUGCUAUCCUGACGGUUACCCUGGGUCUGACGGAGAACCUGUUCUGCGAGUGCGGCUGUCAGCAGGGUCGGUGGCCGACCGGAGUCUUAGAUUCUGCUGGUGCCUGUAUUCUUCCCAAUGCAACAGGUGAUCCAAACGCCACGAUGUCCGCUGCUGCUCCUUUCGUGAACCCGUACCAGUGGAUCUCCUAUCUCAGCAUUGUUUUUGCAAUCGUCUGCAUCAUCGCCUUCGCCAUUGGACCAGGUCCGAUCCCGUUCAUCAUCACUGGUGAGCUGUUCCGCCAGGGGGCGCGCCCUGCCGCCUUCAUGAUCGGCGGCAGUGUCAACUUUGUCGCGAAUGGCGCCGUGGGAUUGGUGUUCCCCAUACUACAGGCGAGGAUCGGUGCCUUGACAUUUCUCAUCUUCAUGGCGGUUUGCGUUCUGCUGUGCAUCUUCGUCGCAGUCAAGGUGCCCGAGACAAGCAACAAGACAUUCGAAGAUAUCCAAAAGCUGUUUGGUGUCCAGGAAGACGCAAGCGGAGAAGCACCCAACGACAUAUCGAGCGAUGCUUACGAGGGCACAACGUGCUUGUAGAGCAAAACAGUGCCUUAUUCAUGUUCUAUUGGAAAGGGAAAAUGUCGUUUCUUAUUUUUGUGAAAAUCAUUGCCAUCUGCUUAUAUCUCAACAAAAUGUCGUAUUUUUAUGCGUGCAGAAAACAAACUCUUAAGAAUGUUAUAGCUUUUCGUAAACCAAG
Messenger RNA from Branchiostoma floridae (Florida lancelet), 2002 nucleotides. Its product is annotated as solute carrier family 2, facilitated glucose transporter member 5-like. Gene Ontology annotation, molecular function: hexose transmembrane transporter activity. Lineage: Eukaryota; Metazoa; Chordata; Leptocardii; Amphioxiformes; Branchiostomatidae. Gene Ontology annotation, biological process: monosaccharide transmembrane transport. The transcript is spliced from 14 exons. Bases 178 to 1842 code for a protein of 554 amino acids. Gene Ontology annotation, cellular component: membrane. The record is from RefSeq and is a predicted model, not a curated record.